ACUCCAUACAAAGUGAAGUACUCGCCCAUCUCCUUGGGAUGCCUUCCGUUGUUAUGCACGGACUGGCUGGACUUAAAGCAUUUGAGGAGUUUCCAGAUUCCUUGGAGGCGAGGCCGUUUAAAGCUGGAGAUUCCCAAGCGUACAAAUUCUUCAGAAAGUCCUUUGAAUGGGAUCCUGCUGGGAUGCAAGGGGUUAAGAGGAAAUGGCCUAUUAGGGUCUUGCUAAUCUGAGAAGUCCAGGACCUCGAGAGAAAGUAUCUAGAACGCCACUAAAAGCCAAGACUCAAAGGAGCUAGUAUGAUUAACCCGACGAGGGCCAGUAGGAGCAGAACCUAGAACCGAGUGUCAGCAACCUGAUGUGUCACACCGGACCCAGGCCUCGGCGGAGCGCACAGAAGACAACUCCGGGGCUCGUAGGACCGACUUAGGAUGCUCAGCAUACUAGGAGCUAAGUGUCCAGAAAAUUUAAAGAAACAGACUUUCCAGACAUCAAGGAACUCCUAUUCCAGCAGAAGAAACCAGUAUCACUAAUGUUGAUUUAAUAGAAGGGAAUCUGGAAAAGUUGUAAGCAAAACAUCAUUUCUCUAAGAAAGUACUGGGUAACAGAAGUUCCGGAUAACAGGGCAAAGCAGUUCGGUCACCAUGAGCUGGAGCUUCCUGACACGCCUGCUAGAGGAGAUCCACAACCAUUCGACAUUUGUGGGGAAGAUCUGGCUCACUGUACUGAUUGUCUUCCGGAUUGUCCUUACGGCUGUAGGAGGGGAGUCCAUCUAUUAUGAUGAGCAAAGCAAAUUUGUAUGUAACACAGAGCAGCCAGGCUGCGAGAACGUCUGCUAUGAUGCCUUCGCGCCCCUCUCCCAUGUGCGCUUCUGGGUGUUCCAGAUCAUCCUGGUGGCAACCCCGUCUGUGAUGUACCUGGGCUACGCCAUCCACAAGAUCGCCAAGAUGGAGCAUGGCGAAGCAGACAAGAAGGCGGCUCGGAGCAAACCCUAUGCCAUGCGUUGGAAACAGCACCGGGCUCUGGAGGAAACAGAAGAGGACCAUGAAGAGGAUCCCAUGAUGUAUCCGGAAAUGGAAUUGGAGAGUGAAAAAGAAAAUAAGGAGCAGAACCAACCUAAACCCAAGCAUGAUGGCCGACGGCGGAUUCGGGAAGAUGGGCUUAUGAAAAUCUACGUGCUGCAGUUGCUGGCAAGGACCGUGUUUGAGGUGGGGUUUCUGAUAGGGCAGUAUUUCCUGUAUGGCUUCCAAGUCCACCCAUUUUAUGUGUGCAGCAGACUUCCUUGCCCUCAUAAAAUCGACUGCUUUAUAUCUAGGCCCACCGAAAAGACCAUCUUCCUUCUAAUAAUGUAUGGUGUUACAGGCCUUUGCCUAUUGCUUAACAUUUGGGAAAUGCUUCAUUUAGGGUUUGGGACAAUUCGAGACUCGCUAAACAGUAAAAGGAGGGAACUGGAAGAUCCGGGUGCUUAUAAUUACCCUUUCACUUGGAAUACUCCAUCUGCUCCCCCUGGCUAUAACAUUGCCGUCAAACCAGAUCAGAUACAGUACACCGAACUGUCCAACGCUAAGAUCGCCUACAAGCAAAACAAGGCCAACAUCGCCCAGGAACAGCAGUAUGGCAGCCAUGAGGAGAACCUCCCAGCCGACCUGGAGACUCUGCAGCGGGAAAUCAGAAUGGCUCAGGAACGCUUGGAUCUCGCAAUCCAGGCCUACAGUCACCAAAACAACCCCCAUGGACCCCGAGAAAAAAAAGCCAAAGCGGGGUCCAAAGCUGGGUCCAACAAGAGCAGUGUUAGUAGCAAGUCAGGGGAUGGGAAGACCUCCGUCUGGAUUUAAUCUUGGCGGGGCUUGAAACCAGUGCUUUUCCUAGUUCAUGGUAAGCAGCGGCUCACUGAAUAAUGACUUCCAUUGAGUAAACAUUUGGCUCUGGUUAUCUUCAGGGAUGCUGUUGGCUCAUGAUCCAAGCUCAGGGGACUCUGAAAGCGGGGCUGGGACAAGGGGAAGAAAAGGGGAAAACACAGUGUUCCUGGGCACAUAUUCCAGCAAUAAUACAGUUAUGGAACUUUACAUUUAUGUCUUCCAGAUCUGGAAAAGAACAGAUAUAUUUAAAUCAUUCUUGUUGAAAAGUUUUUGUAUGUACAGUAUUAUGGUACUUUUUUUAGUAUGAGAAUUUUUUUUGUAUUUGUAUAUUGGACCACUGUAGUUAUACUUUUAUAUUAAAGGAAAAAAAAAAUCCUUAAGGUAA
Neogale vison (American mink) is the source of this 2241-nucleotide messenger RNA. It is a transcript of the gene GJC1, whose product is annotated as gap junction protein gamma 1. The coding region runs from base 642 to 1832 and encodes 396 amino acids. The record is from RefSeq and is a predicted model, not a curated record. Lineage: Eukaryota; Metazoa; Chordata; Mammalia; Carnivora; Mustelidae. Gene Ontology annotation, cellular component: connexin complex. The transcript has 4 exons. Gene Ontology annotation, biological process: cell communication.